AUGACUUGCAGGAGGAGGCCAAGCAGUGAGGAAGCUGCGAGGGUGAGCCCUGGUCUGCAGGGGGACAGUAAAGCUCCUGUGCCUCAGGUGGUGGCUGAGGAGGAGGAUGUUUCGGAAACCUGGGAGCCGGAGCGCUCUGGGAAAGGGAGCCCAGGGUCAGGACCGGAGGCUGAUGGCUCCAGUGGGCGGGGGGCACAGGAGCCAGUCAGCUCCACAGUCUGCGGGGAGCAGGAGGAGGAGGAAGAGGAAGAAGAGGAAGAGGGGAGCUGCUACAGCGAGGAAGGGGAGGAUGGCAGCAACGUGUACUUCUAUUACACCAUUGGAGAGCGCUGGAUAGACUACCUGCAGCGGACAGAGGAUGGCGGUCUCCUCCGUCACGUGCGGCCCAAGAUGAAGCGGAAGUCAGAGAACGGCCUGGAUGGCAGGGCCCUUUCCCCCGGUAAAAAGCUGUGCAAGGGCUCUGAGUACAGCAGGACGCUGGGUCCCUGCAUGCCCAGUCCCACCACCACCUUUGGGGACCUGCGCAAUGCCAAAGCAGGCCAGGCACGGCGCCGCCGCAUCCCCUCGGUUGCCCCUCCUCCGGAGCUGCAGGACUGGCUCCGCACCUUCCAGCGGUGGAGUGGCCCGGAGAAGCUGCUUGCUCUGGAUGAGCUCAUUGAUCGCUGUGAGCCCUCCCAAAUCAAGUACAUGAUGCAGGUCAUUGAACCCCAGUUCCAAAGAGACUUCAUUUCCCUGCUGCCCAAGGAGCUGGCACUCUAUGUACUCUCAUUCCUGGAGCCUCGGGACCUGCUCCGUGCUGCCCAGACCUGUCGCUACUGGAGGGUCUUGGCUGAAGAUAACCUGCUUUGGAGAGAGAAAUGCCGUGAAGAAGGCAUUGAAGAGCCCUUGAACCUGCGGAAGCGGCGCCUGCUGAGCCCUGGGUUCAUGUACAGCCCCUGGAAAUUUGCCUUCAUGCGGCAGCACAAAAUCGACAUGAAUUGGCGCAGCGGGGAGCUUAAAGCCCCCAAG
Molecule: messenger RNA, 1008 nt
Organism: Fulmarus glacialis (Northern fulmar)
Lineage: Eukaryota; Metazoa; Chordata; Aves; Procellariiformes; Procellariidae
Product: F-box/WD repeat-containing protein 7-like
Exons: 7
Molecular function (GO): protein binding
Source: RefSeq, a predicted model, not a curated record